Molecule: messenger RNA, 1368 nt
Organism: Naegleria gruberi
Lineage: Eukaryota; Heterolobosea; Eutetramitea; Acrasida; Naegleriidae
Exons: 1
Coding region: 1-1368 (455 amino acids)
Cellular component (GO): cytoplasm
Molecular function (GO): 2-oxopent-4-enoate hydratase activity
Source: RefSeq, a predicted model, not a curated record
AUGAAAACAACUCUCCCAAUCAGAAGGCUUUUAUCCAAUUCCUCAUCGCCACAACAACAGUAUUUAUUCAGCAAUGUUGUUGUUAGAAAUUUCUCUAGAUCGGAAAUUACUCUCAAUCAACAGGAUAAUGCUUCUGCUGCUUCCUUUGAAGAAGCAAAACCAAUGGUUGCUCAAGCUCGUCCAAAGAAAAAGUACAUUAACAAAAUUCUUGAUAAACCACUUGAAAAGCCACUCCAAUUGUGGUUUAAACAAGAUAAAUGGAAUAGUGAUGAACAAAAAAGAAUUGAAUAUAUUGCAAGAUUAUUGAUGAAAUUUCAAUAUAAAAAUUAUCAAGAUUUCCUUGAAACUAAUCCUAAACAAAAAUCAGCUUUGGAACAAAUUGAAGAAAUUACAUUGAGAGAUGAUAAAAUCAUUCAAAAGUUAUUAGAAAAUGAAAUUAAAGAAAGAAAGCCACAAAAUGAAGAUGAAGAUGUUCCUGUUCUCAAAUUUAACAAGGAAGCACUCUCUAAAAUUGAUCCUGAUGAAGUUACACCAAUGGCCGCUUUCAAAUCUAUCAAAAAGAGAAAAUUAGCAAAUAGAACUAUUUUAACAUUCCCUCAAAACAUUCUUCCAAAAUCUGAAACUGAAGCUCAAUAUGCUCAAUUGAGAUUGAUUGAUCUCUUGGAAAAGGAAAAGGGUUGGAAAUUAGUUGGAUGGAAAAUUGGAGCAACUCAACCAAAGGCUUUGGUGAGAUUGAACAUCAAGCAACCAUUCUUGGGACCUAUUUUUGAACAUCAAGUUUUGAAAAAUCCAGAAUCUGUUCAAGUUGAAGAUGUGACAAACUUUGGACCAAUGGUAGAAAUUGAAUUUGGUUUUGUUUUGGCUAAGGAUUUAAAGGCUCGUUCUGAACCAUAUACAAAGGAAGAAUUAAUUGAUGCAUUGGAUCAUGUUAAAGGUGUUGUAGAAAUUAUUGGUACAAGAGUUGAUAAUGUUGAAAAUAAUGGAGGUGUCUUGACAAGAAUUGCUGAUUUGGGUGGUCAUAUUAAUUUAAUCAUUCCAGAAAAGCCAUCAACUUUCGAUAAGACACAAGUUGCCAAGUUGUCAUUUGAAAAUGUUGAACUCUUCUUGAAUGGUGAAUCUGAUACAAAGGCCAAGGGAAGUUUCGUUUGCAAUGGUCAAUAUGAUCCAAAUGAAACUAAAGGUCCAUUAGAUACUUGUCUGCAAUGUAUUAACAGAAUUACAGGUGAAUUUGGUCGUGAUGUUUUGGCAGGUCAAAUCAUUUCUAGUGGUACAAUGACUGGAAAGUCAAGAGAAUUAGAAAAGGGAGAUCUUAUCAAGGCCAGCUUUGAAAAUCCACUCUUUGAUGACAUUGUUUUUAAAUACAAAUAA